AUGACUUUGAAUAACGUUGCAAGACCGGACCUCUGUGUUUCGUACAAGAAAAUUGCACCACCAAAAGGGCUAUAUACUGCUACACCAAGCAUAUCUGGUGUGGUUAAUCAAUCGAUGCCAAUGGCCGCUAUUUUCUUGAGAAACAAGUUCAUCGCGUGGUUUUCCUUGAUUCAAAGUGUACACUACUAUCUUAACACCGACGAAGACAUCGUUGCCGCCUACAAGGAAGACAAGACCCCAUCCACUAUGGACCAACCUCCCGUGAUCAAGCUAUUUAUGAGUCUAAUUGGGCUGUGUGUUUGUUACAUGAACUUGGCUUUCCCUCAGCAAAUAGCUCCACCAUCGUCUAGCGCUUCAAAGGGCAAAACUGAAACUGUGGUUGAGACGACCACCGAAGUUGAGACCGAAACAACCAAACAGUAG
Messenger RNA from Saccharomyces mikatae IFO 1815, 423 nucleotides. RefSeq lists its product as uncharacterized. The record is from RefSeq and is a predicted model, not a curated record. The coding region runs from base 1 to 423 and encodes 140 amino acids. The transcript has 2 exons. Lineage: Eukaryota; Fungi; Ascomycota; Saccharomycetes; Saccharomycetales; Saccharomycetaceae.